This is a messenger RNA of Drosophila takahashii, 1844 nucleotides long. RefSeq names its product VhaAC45-related protein (gene VhaAC45RP). Lineage: Eukaryota; Metazoa; Arthropoda; Insecta; Diptera; Drosophilidae. The record is from RefSeq and is a predicted model, not a curated record.
UACAGUAACUAAUAUCAAAAUUGUUGAUUAAUAGCUAUUAAAUGUAGUCAUCUUACUGGACUCUAAAAUUCCUAUGCAUAUGUUUUCUAAAUAUGUUUAAACUGAAGGUACGUUACAAAAACAUGUGGUGUUCAAUGUGGUGGUGGAUUUACUUUCUCAACAUAACUCACAAGAACUGACUGGGAAUUCGAGCAUAUUCCACCACCCAUGGAGACCCGCCGCUUCUGGUUUAUUUCUGCGCAUGAGUCUUGCCCAAUCGAUUUUUCUGUAUAUACAUACAUCCCUCAUUUCAAUCGAGGGCAGAAAGUCUUUGGUGUUAGACGCACAUUUACAGGCGACUCCAGAAUGCAGCUGAUUCUCGUUGCGACCCUGCUGUCCGUGGCAUUCGGCAGCUGCAGUGCCUCCAUAGCAGGACCCUUUAUCUUCUGGGGUCACCAGAGGGUGACUGGCCUGCAAUCCCAGGCUCUGGUGGACUCAAACAGCAGGGAAUUGCCGCUGACGCAACUCUUCACGGAGGCCAAGGCGAUUGUGGUCUUUGUGCGGAACUCGACCAAUCGACUGGAGGGCAUCAAGUAUCCCAGGUUCCAGAAUCUCGUCAAGAGUGGCGCUUGGACCUAUCUGCCACAAAGGAGUCUCGCAGCGGAACCCUUUGGUCUCAAUGCCAACAUUGAGGUGGUAAGCCUCUCGGGACAUGGAGAGGAGGAUGACUCCGAGAUCCUGUCGGCCUACAACGAAGCCUUGAACACCUACGGCAGAGGAGAAGUCCUGGGAAUCCUGGCCAGUCGCGAAGAGGAGGCUCACUUCCUGGCCAAAAGGGAGGCUUCGCCGGCCGGCGAGGAGGAGGAGAAGGAUAAGGAUAAGGAGAAAUCCAAGUCAGCUGAAGGCCCAGAGGAAACCGAGGCCAGUUUCAUCUACGUGGCCGAGGGCAACAAGGCGGUGCUGAGUCUCAAUGGACCCCUGGAACUGCGGCUGACCAAUGACACGCUCAAACUGGAGGAGCACAUCAAGCAGAUCACCUUCGACGAUCAGCGGGCCAAGGGAUAUGGUCGAUUGAGCAUCACCUUCAUGCAUUCGGGUGAAAAGUGCACGCUGCGCUUUAAGUUCUCUUUGAUCCGGGGAUCCUGGACGCUGAGGAAUGUGGAGGUGGAGUACAGGGAUCUCAAGAGUGUGCUGGUGGCCCGUGGUGAUGAGUACACCCUGCCCAAUGCUCCACUGGGCUUCUCCUAUCGCUGCUCGGCGGAGAAUGUGCACUUCCUGAACCCUCAGCGUAAUGAGACUAUUCAGGGUUUGAUCCUCACCGAUUUCCAAGUGCAACCCUGGCUAAAUGGACGCCCGGAGUACGGGGAGGUCUACGAUUGCGUGGGCUUCGUUUCGGCACCCAUCCUCGCUGGACUCUUCGUGGUGACCCUGCUCCUGGGCAUCUUGGGACUGGGAAUCUCCGCCAUGCUCAGCAUGCAUACGCCCAAUCGAUUCGAGAGUUCGCGCAGCAAGCAGUUGACCUUCACCAUUCAGGAGUAGGAAUCUCCAAUGACCCCAGAGUUCUCCGUCGGCCAUGUUCAUCCAGAUCACCUAUGUGGCUUUCAAGCCCCUGGCUCUGUUCACCCUGGCCAUCGAGCUCUUUCUCAUCCAUCUGCUGUUCGUGUUGAUCGUGCUUUAUGUGUAUGUGCUAUGGUAUUACUGAAGAAAGUCAAAAAAUUCGAAAUGAACGAUUUGAAAUAUAUAUCUGCAAUGAAAGCCAAUGACAGUGAAGUUUCUUUGAAAGUGGUUACAAUGUGGAGUUAAAAGUAAUAUCGAUAUAAAAAUAAUAUUUGUUAUGAACAAUAUUAAAUAUGUCUGCCAUGUAA